Paramecium primaurelia is the source of this 4095-nucleotide messenger RNA. The record is from the annotation of a GenBank genome assembly. Lineage: Eukaryota; Ciliophora; Oligohymenophorea; Peniculida; Parameciidae.
AUGGGAAAUUCUAUAGAGAUUAAUUAAACAUUAUCCUACUCGACUAUUCAAGGUUAAGAGAUACUUCUUCCUUUCAAGGACUUAAAGGGAUAGUAAAAUUUUCCAAAAGUGCCUUCAAGAGAAAAAGAUAUUGAAAUUAUGUUUUAGAAAUGGCUUAACAAAGUAAAUGAUUAUUUGAAUAUUACAGAUUAUUAUUGGAAGAAGGGAAAAAGAAAAACUUAAAGGAAUUCCUCUUAAAUAUAAAUUUAGACUAUGUUACAAACAUGACUAAAUUAUUUAAGAAUUAACAAAAGGGGAAUAAUAUAAAUAGAAAGUUAUAUAAGAAACAGAUACAUUAAUUUAGAAGGUAUUAUCAUAACAAGACAUUAUAUCAUUAGAAGGUACAUAUCAUAUACUAGAAUAUAAGCAUUAUCAAGAAAUUUAACCAAUGAUGAAUUUCUUGAACAUAAGAUAGCUGUGCUAUCUAAGGUGGAUCUUAUUGCUAAAUUAGUGGUAGAAUUGAAAACAUAAGAAUUGUUAUCAAGACAUUCCAAAAAUUUUAGGGAUUAGAUUGUAAUUAUCAAAAUCUUUGAAAAGUUAUUACAUCAUGAAUCAGGUAAUCUUAAAAUUGUUAUUCUUGUAUAGGUAUAUAAUUAUUAUGUGAUACUUCUAACUUUUUCUAAAUUAUGUUUAGUACAUUCCAUCCUGUUGAACCAGAAAUUACUGGAUUAAUGUUAUAAGUUUUAGGAGGUAAAUCUGGUUUGUGUUGGCAACCUGAAUGUUUAGAUAACAUUCUUGAUGCCAUGACUGAAUUUUAAAAUAAUCACAGAUUAUAAACUAAGUAAUAGAUAAUAAUAUUAAUUAUAGAUUUGAUGUAAUAAUUAGAAGUAUUUAUUAUACAAAGAAUUUAAUUAUUAUUUAUCAUCUACUUUAAUUUUUAUUUAAUUUUUUAUUUUCAGUUGAAAAACCUGAAUCUGAUGCAUUACAUAAAGAAUUAUUAGAAACAGUUAUAAAUGGUAAAAGAAUUGAUGAAAUAUUUCAAUAAGUGAAAAUUAGAAUUGUUAAAGAUUAUUAUUAAAUUGAAGAAUGUACUUAUUAAGGUGUUAGAUAAAAAUUAGCUUAAUUCUAACAUCCUCUUGUUGAAAAAUUGAAUUAAGAUAAUGAAUUUUUUUCAAUGUAAAGAUUUAAAACAAUUACAGAAAAACCACCUAAAGAUUUUAUUAAACCUAAUGUUGAAUUUGAUCUUGAAGAAACAGGUAGAAUUAAAUUCGAAAAUUGUUUUUAUUUUGAAUAACAUGAUAUUAAACUAUUUAGUAUUUUAAAAGUUCAAAUUUUUGAACUUAUGGAUGGUAUUUUAAAUAUUGAUUCUAUUUUAAUUUAAAUUGAAAAUGAUGAUCAAGAAUAAACAGAAAUCAUUUCUAAUCCAAAUGAUGUAUUUAAUGAAAUGUAAACUUUGGCUGAAGUAGAUGAAGAAGAAGAAGAAGAUGAUGAUAAUAGAUUAGUUAGUUUUUCAAAAAUAAAGAAUAAUGAUUAAUUUAGAAAUUAAAGCAAUAUGAUUAAAUAUGCCAAUGCUAAUUUACAAUAAGAAUAUAAUACAUUAGAAGAAAAACAUUAAAUUCUAUUUUCUAAAUAUGAAGAGAUGGAAAAAUAAUUUCGUGAAUUAUAACAUAAAUUAAUUGAUGAGUAAGAUAAAAAUAAAAAACUUGAAGAAUAAAAUGAAAAAUUAAUAUAUCAUUCAACCAAUUAAAAUUAAGAUUAAAUUAACACAAUAGUAUAAGAAUAAAUUGAAUUUCUUAAAUAGCAGAAUUUAUUAUAAAUCACUUCAUUAACUGAUGAAUUGACUUAAUUGAAAGAUUAAAUUUAAAAUUAAAAUUUUGUUGAAAAUUAAUUAAUUAAUUAAAUUGAAAUCGAAAGAACAAAAAUUUAAACAUAGAAACAAUAAAUUGAUUUACUAUAGCGAUAUAUUGAUUAAUAUGCUUCAUUACCUAUUACAGAUAAAAUUGAUGAAUAAUAAAAUGAAGUCUAAAAAUCAUAAAUUGAUACUAAUAAUUUAAAUAAUACUCAAGAAAACUAAGAUAAACCAUAAAUAGAUGGAAAAUCAAAAGAUGAUAUUUUAUCUGAAAAAUACAAUUAACACAUUGAAAUUUCAGAAUAAAAUUAAACACUUUAAAAAGAGAUAUUAGAUUAAAAUAAUAAAGAUCAAUUCAAUUUUGUAAAUACUAAUUAAGAUACAAAAAAAUAAAUAGAAAAUCUUAAAAAUGAAUUAAUGAUUGAAAGAAAAUAAAUGUUUCAUUAAGAAUCAUAAACUAAUCAAAAAACAUAUGUAACUUAAGAGGCUUAAACUACUUUUGAGUUUCAACCUAAUCCUUCUACUUAAGUAACAGCGUAAGAACAGAAGGAUAAAUAAGUUAAUAUACCUCCUGAACCAACUAAAAUAAAUAUAGCUCCUCCACCUCCUCCACCACCACCUCCUGAACCAACUAAAAUUAAUGUAGCUCCUCCUCCUCCUCCACCACCACCUCCUAGUUCAAAAACUGGAGGACCUCCUCCACCUCCCCCUCCUCCUCUAAAAGGAGCUUAAUAAGCACCUAAACCAUAAGAAUCUCCAUUUCCUUUUAAUAAGAGCGAACUUAUUCCAUCAGUUCCUACUAAACCUUUAAAUUGGAUUUUGAUAUAACCAUAAAAUAUGAAGAACACCAUUUAUGAAUAAAUUUAUUAAGAAUCCUAUGAAAUAGAUACAAAAUAUUUAGAAACUUACUUUUAUAAAAUUUAAUCUGCAUCAUCUACUUAAUAGCAAAAUAGUGAAAAUUAGAUUGUUAAGAAAGUAGUAUAAACCAAGAUACAAUUGAUUGCAACAGAUAGAUCUAAAAAUAUUGAGUUAGUCUUAGGAAAAAUUAAGAUACCAAAUGCUUUGAUCAUGAAAUCAUUAUUAUCAAUUGACUUAAAUAUACUAAAUGAUUCUGCAAUAGAUUCUUUAGAUACAAUAAUUCCAACUGAUGAAGAAAUUAAAAUUGUAUUAAUUAUUAUAAUUAAUUUAAGAUAAGUGAAUUUUAAGGUCAAAAAGAUUUGCUUGGAGUUGUUGAAACUUUUAUAGAUAGUAUUAGAUAAAUUAAUGGAUUUUAAUUUAGAAUCAGAUCAUUAAAAUUUAGAUCAGUUUAUGAUGAUUAUAAAUAAGAUUUAAUUGAUAAAAUGGCCAUUUUAACCUCAAGAUUUUCAGAAAUUAGAAAUUUAAAAGGAUUAUAAAAGAUAUUAUUAAUAACUUUAAAUAUUGGUAACUUUUUAAAUGGUAAAAAAUUAAUUUAUUCAUUAUUAGCCAAGACUCCUCGAGGCAAAGCUUUGGGUUUUAAAAUAGAGGCUCUUGACAUCUGUGCUGAAAUCAAAACAUCUGACAAUUAAAAUAAUAAUUUAUUACUCUAUAUAAUAGAAAAAACAGAAUAAAUCAUAGGAGGUGAAAUCAUUACUGAAGAAAGUAAUUAAUAUAAUUGAAAUUUAGAAAUGAAAUCAUUUGAAGUACUUUAGAGAGUACCAGUUCAUCAAUUAGUAAUUGAUUUAGGAGACAUUAAAAAAGGUUGUAGUUUUAUGAAAAAAGCUAUGGAAUCAUAAACAGAUGACCCAUAAGAUUUAGUAUAAUAAAAAUUUAAGGAUGGAUAUGAAUCAAUCACGAAAGACAUUGAAGAUCUUGACAAAAAGAUUAAUAAUUUAGAGGAAGAAUAUAAAAAAUGUGCAUAAUUUUAUGGUGAAAAUCCAAAAGAUCCAUCAGAUAAAUUUGGAGAUAAGAUUUUAAAAAUAUUCAGGCAAAUAUUAAGAUAAAAAUUUGAGAAAUUGUAAAGAGAAGAAAGAGCAAAAAGAUAAGAAGCUUUAAAAAAAAGAUAAAUGUUGAAAAGUACACCAUUAACUGCAAGAAGAGCAGAUGAAGGACCUAAACCACCUCCAAAAGAAGCAUAAAGAUAAUCAGUCUUAAAACCUAUAAUUCCAAGAUAAUCUAUUAAAGAAUCUACAAAACUUGAAGUACCUGGUAAUAAAGGUCCAAAAAAGAGUUUUAUAGCCAAUGAGAUUAGCUAGCUUCGUCAUAUGAAAUAAGUUAGAGCUAGUAUUUUAACUAUAAAUAAAAAAUGA